Triplophysa rosa is the source of this 1938-nucleotide messenger RNA. It is a transcript of the gene slc6a19b, whose product is annotated as solute carrier family 6 member 19b. The coding region runs from base 1 to 1938 and encodes 645 amino acids. The record is from RefSeq and is a predicted model, not a curated record. The transcript is spliced from 12 exons. NCBI's taxonomy places the organism in Eukaryota, Metazoa, Chordata, Actinopteri, Cypriniformes, Nemacheilidae. Gene Ontology annotation, cellular component: membrane. Gene Ontology annotation, biological process: sodium ion transmembrane transport.
AUGAAGUGGAAGCUGAAGUUGCCGAACCCAGGUCUGGAGGACAGAAUUCUGACCCACGAUGAGCUGGAGCGGCUGGAGGUGGAGGAGGCAGGAGACAGGCCCAAGUGGGAUAACAAAACCCAGUACAUGCUGACCUGCGUGGGCUUCUGUGUGGGACUGGGCAAUGUGUGGCGUUUCCCCUACCUGUGUCAGAGUCAUGGAGGAGGGGCCUUCAUGAUUCCUUUUCUGAUCCUGCUGGUUUUUGAGGGUAUCCCUCUUCUUCAUCUGGAGUUUGCUAUUGGUCAGCGGUUGAGGAAAGGCAGUGUGGGGGUGUGGAGAACCAUUAACCCUUACAUGCUUGGAGUUGGUAUUGCGUCUAUGUUUGUGUCCUUCCUCGUCAGUCUGUACUACAACACCAUCAUAGCCUGGGUCAUGUGGUACUUCUUCAACUCAUUCCAGGAUCCAUUGCCCUGGAGCCAGUGUCCCGUCAAUGCCAACAAUACAGGACUCAUUCCAGAGUGUGAGAGGAGCUCACCUGUGGAUUAUUACUGGUAUAGAAAGACUCUCAAUACUUCUGAAGCCAUAGAUGUGACAGGGGGUCUGCAGUGGUGGAUGAUACUCUGUCUGGUCUCUGCCUGGGCAGUGCUGUAUAUCUGCUGCAUCCGUGGAAUAGAAACCACUGGAAAGGCCGUGUACGUGACCUCCACGUUACCGUAUGUCGUUCUCACCAUCUUCCUGAUCAGAGGACUGACUCUGAAGGGAUCGGUCGAAGGUAUUAAGUUCCUCUUCACGCCAGACGUAAAUGAGCUUGCAAACCCCCAAACUUGGCUGAAUGCAGGAGCACAAGUGUUUUAUUCAUUUUCUCUGGCUUUUGGGGGUCUCAUCUCUUUCUCAAGCUAUAAUUCUGUGCAUAAUAACUGCGAGCAGGAUGCAGUCAUCAUCUCCAUCAUCAAUGCCUUCACAUCCAUCUAUGCAGCCACUGUCAUCUACACAAUCAUUGGUUUCAGAGCUACAGAGAGAUUUGAUGACUGUAUAAAUGGAAACAUAUUGACUCUAUUAAACACAUUUGAGCUGCCAGAGGGAAACAUCACUGAAAGCAACUAUGAUGCUACACUUCAGAUUCUCAACACCUUGUCCCCAGACAUCAUCUCCAACCUCACACUUAAAACCUGUAAUCUCAACACCUUCCUCAGUGAGGGUGUAGAAGGAACAGGCCUGGCAUUUAUUGUGUUCACUGAGGCCAUCACAAAGAUGCCCCUGUCUCCUCUCUGGUCUGUCCUCUUCUUCAUCAUGCUUUUCUGCCUUGGCUUGUCCUCCAUGUUCGGCAACAUUGAGGGUGUUCUGGUUCCACUCCAGGACCUAAAUAUCUUUCCUAAAACAUGGCCCAAAGAGGUUCUUUCAGGUGUGACAUGCGUGGUGUGCUGUCUGGUUGGGUUGAUCUUCGUGCAGGGCUCUGGGAACUACUGGUUGGCCCUGUUUGACAGUUUUGCUGGCUCAAUCCCUCUCCUCAUCAUAGCGUUUUGUGAGAUGAUUGGAGUUGUGUACGUCUAUGGUAUAGACAGGUUCAACGAAGACCUGAUAUUUAUGAUUGGACACAAGCCGAACAUAUUCUGGCAAGCCACGUGGAGAUUCAUUAGUCCUCUUAUCAUGUUAGUCAUCUUCGUCUUUUACUUUUCCACCACCGUCACCAAGGAGAUCUUCUACAGUGCCUGGAACCCUGAAUCGGAAAAUUUUCCAGUGCUAGAAAAGAAGCCUUAUCCAUCAUGGAUCUAUGUAAUAAUCUUUCUACUGGCUGGGAUUCCCAGUUUGUCUGUGCCUGGUGCUGCUGUUGUCAGAGCCAUACGAAACUACUGCUGCAAAAAACAUCACAGUGACAGAGUGCAGGAGCUCGACUCCAUAUCUUACACAAUUCAGGUGCAGGAUGAAGAGAAGAAAUCACAAAAUUCCUACAAGAGCUAA